AUGGGGUCUGGAACGGGCAAGAGAGUGUUGAAGUAUAACCAAGCUAGAAUCUGUCACAAAUUCAUGACCCUUGACCUUCCAUCAUGCCCAGGCACUCCGGUGGCUCACGUCACAGCCACUGACCACGACGACCCUCUGGAGGGCAGCAACGCACGUCUCGUCUACUCGCUGGAGAAGAACGUCAUAGACGAAGCAUCCGGUAGGCCCAUCUUCACGGUAGACAGCCAGCUGGGCCUCAUCACGACAGCCAUCUGCUGCCUGGAUAGGGAGAAGGCCCAGCGCUAUGCCAUCCAGGUGGUGGCUACCGAUGGAGGGGGACUUAAGGGCACGGGAACGGUGCUGGUGGAGGUCGGGGACACCAACGACACCCCUCCCAAGUUCUCCAAGGAGGAGUGGCUGCUGCAGGUGCCGGAGACCCGCGCCCCUCGCCUCCCCCUCGCCUUCCUCAGCGUCCUCGACCAAGACAUAUGCAACAACUUCACCUUCAGGGUGGUGCCCGACAGUGGGCGUGGGUGGCAGAUGUUCCGGGUGGAGGUGGGCGGCCCUGAGGGCGUGCUGUGGGCGGAGGAACCUCUGGACUAUGAGAACCCAGACCACAGGAGAGGCUUCCAGUUCCAGAUCCAAGUUACUGAUAGGGGGGAAGCCGGCUGGAGGAACCCCGCCUUCGUGGACAGCGCCUGGGUGAUCCUUCGUGUCUUGGACGACAACGACAACACUCCAGUCUUCAGCGCCCACAGUCAGCGCCUCACCCUGGCCGAGGACACGGCCCCGGGCACCCUCCUCACCUCCUUCGCCGCCUCCGACGCCGAUGGAGGUGGUGAGGGCCGCGUGCUGUUCCUCAUAUCUCCUCGGAGUGACCCGGAGGGACGGUUCGGUAUUAAUGGGUUCGGUGCGGUCCAGCUGGCCCGGAGUCUGGACCGAGAGACCGCCAGCAACCACACAGUCUUGGUCCUGGCCGUAGAUGACGGAGUGCCUCAACGAACUGCAACUGCUACUCUGACG
Procambarus clarkii (red swamp crayfish) is the source of this 1002-nucleotide messenger RNA. The record is from RefSeq and is a predicted model, not a curated record. NCBI's taxonomy places the organism in Eukaryota, Metazoa, Arthropoda, Malacostraca, Decapoda, Cambaridae.